AUUUUUUUUUCAGCCAAAAACGAUUCAAAACACCUCAACUACAUCACAUCACAUCACAUUAAUCAAUCAAUCAAUUCAAUUCAAAUGUUGCCUAUAUAUUCAUCGAAUGAUAAUAAUAAUAAAUUUACUAAAAGCAAUUUAACAUUCUAUCGAAUUAGAGAAAAAAUUCAAGGAUGGUUAAGGCUAAUAUUUUCCGAUAGAAAUUCGAGAAAUUUAUUACUAUUUUUAUUACUAAAUUUUUCAUUCGCAUUCGUCGAAUUAUUCUAUGGAAUAUGGACCAAUAGUUUAGGUUUAAUAUCGGAUUCAUUUCAUAUGUUUUUCGAUUGUACAGCAUUGGUUGCCGGUUUAAUUGCAUCAAUUGUAACAAAAUGGCGUGCUAAUCAAGCAUUUACAUAUGGCUAUGUUCGUGCGGAAAUUCUUGCCGGUUUUGUUAACGGAUUAUUCCUAAUAUUCGUUGCCUUUUUUAUAUUUGCCGAAGCAAUUGAACGUGCUAUUGAACCACCCGAAGUAAAACAUGAACGUUUAUUUGUUAUAUCUGUACUUGGAUUAUUAGUAAAUAUAAUUGGUAUAUUUGUAUUUCAACAUGGUGGAUCACAUCAUGGUCAUUCGCACGGUGGUGGUAGUGAUCAUGGACAUUCUCAUUCAUCAUAUGAUCAUCAUCAUCAUGAACAUGAACAUCAUAAUCAUCAACAACAACAACAUCCAGAAACGAUUAACAUGUUGAAUAAUAGUAGUAGUGAUCCAUAUACAUUUGUCACUGUAAAUGGUUAUGGUAAUAAUAAUAAUGAUCCUUAUCAGCCUUAUCCAUCUUCAGCAAAUCAUAAUCAUAGUCAUGGUGGUGGUCCUGUUAGUAAUGAUCAUCAUCAUUCGCAUUCACAUUCCCAUUCACAUGGUGGUGGUGGUGCACCUACUAAUCAAAUUAUGAAAGGUGUUUUUCUUCAUAUUGUUGCCGAUACAUUAGGAAGUGUUGGUGUUAUCAUAUCGGCAUUAUUAAUGUCACAAUUUGGUUGGAUGAUUGCCGAUCCACUUUGUUCAAUGUUUAUAUCAUUUUUAAUUGUUAUCAGUGUUUAUCCAUUGUUAAGUGAAUCAGGUGCUAUACUUAUGCAACGUCAACCACGUGAAUUGGAUUCAAUUCUGCCGAAUUGUUAUCGAAGGGUAUCUCAAUUGGAUGGAGUGAAAAAUAUACAUGAAGCACAUUUUUGGACAUUAUGUUCCGGUCAAUAUGUUGGUGCAUUAAAAAUAGAAAUACGAUCGGAUAAUGUAAAUCCAGCAGCGAUUGUUAAUCAAACAAAUGCAAUAUUUCAACAAGUUGGUAUUAAAAAUCUACACGUUCAAAUUGAUUAUGUUUGAUGAUUACAAAAAAUCGUUGAUGAUGAUGAUAGAAAGAAUAUUGUACAAAACCGAAGCCGAAAAUCACAUAUAUUUCAGCACCACCAACAAUCAUUUUUGUCCAAAAACAUCCAUGAA
Messenger RNA from Dermatophagoides pteronyssinus (European house dust mite), 1467 nucleotides. It is a transcript of the gene ZnT86D, whose product is annotated as solute carrier family 30 member 7. Gene Ontology annotation, cellular component: cytoplasmic vesicle; membrane; Golgi apparatus. Gene Ontology annotation, molecular function: zinc ion transmembrane transporter activity. Gene Ontology annotation, biological process: intracellular zinc ion homeostasis; zinc ion import into Golgi lumen. The record is from RefSeq and is a predicted model, not a curated record. NCBI's taxonomy places the organism in Eukaryota, Metazoa, Arthropoda, Arachnida, Sarcoptiformes, Pyroglyphidae.